CCGUUACCGUCGAGCGCUGCCGCGAGGCGAAUCUCUCCUCGAGGCGACGUUCCGUGCAUCGACACCACGCGUGGUCGUCAUAGCGCGAACAUCUGCGGAGCGUAUCGCGGAAUAAUCACAACUGUAUACCUCUUCUCUGCUUUUCGCAGCUCGAACGUGCAACGUGCAACGCGAUCGCGGCGGUCGGCAGCUCUAUUUACAUACAUACACACGUUAAUAUACAGGGUGUUCAAUAAGACCGCAGGGCGCAGAACGAACACGCAUGUAUUUCAGAGGCCAAGUGUGCGACUGGGACGAAGAUUUUUAUACAAGUCGUACUCUACGACGGUGAACGUGGGACUCGGUAGGUCGCCGGUGGAAAUGGCGAAUCGGAAAACUCCGUUGGUUUUUGAGGUGCUCGCCGAGUGCGAAACCACGAAAGCCAGGACCGGCAGGAUGACGCUUGUUCAUCAUCACGUGGAUACGCCAGUAUUUAUGCCGGUGGGAACACAGGGAACACUAAAAGGAUUGUUGCCACAGCAACUGGAGCAAUUGGAUUGCCAGAUAAUUCUUGGCAAUACCUACCAUCUCGGAAACAGACCUGGCGCAGAUAUUCUGCGUAAAGCUGGAGGUUUACACAAAUUUAUGAAUUGGAAAAGGGCUUUGUUAACGGACUCGGGUGGUUUCCAAAUGGUUUCAUUAUUAGAGCUAGCUGAGAUAACAGAAGAAGGUGUCAAGUUUAAAUCACCAUACAAUGAAUCUGAAUGCAUGUUGACACCCGAACAUUCCAUUCAAAUUCAAAAUGCAAUUGGAGCUGACAUAAUUAUGCAGCUCGAUGAUGUCGUUAAAAGUACUUUAACCGGACAAAGAGUGGAGGAAGCAAUGCAUAGAACGAUACGUUGGGUGGACCGUUGUUUGUCAGCACAUGAAAGACCAGAUGAGCAAAGUAUAUUUCCAAUUGUACAGGGUGGUCUCGAUCCUGAAUUACGAUCUGAAUGCGCACGCCAAUUGAUUAAGCGAGAUGUGAACGGGUAUGCUGUAGGAGGUUUGAGUGGUGGUGAGAGCAAGGAUGAUUUUUGGAGAAUGGUCCACCUAUCAACGAAUAUCCUUCCGAAGAAUAAACCGCGGUACCUCAUGGGUGUUGGAUUUGCAGUGGAUCUAAUUGUAUGCAGUGCAUUAGGUAUUGAUAUGUAUGAUUGCGUAUUCCCGACGAGAACCGCUAGGUUUGGUUGCGCGCUGGUAAAAACGGGACAGCUUAGUCUGAGGCAGGCGCGAUAUAAGAAAGACUCGAGACCGAUAGACGAGUCGUGCGAGUGUAGUACUUGCAAGACUUACACACGUGCUUAUCUGCAUCAAAUCGCAACUGUGGAGACGGUAUCGUGUCAUCUAUUAACCGUUCACAAUAUUGCAUUUCAAAUGAGACUCAUGCGAGACAUUAGACACAGUAUAAAAGAGCAAAGAUUCCCUAAAUUCAUACAGGACUAUAUGUCGACAGUUUAUCCCAAUAAAGAUUAUCCAACGUGGAUAAUCAACGCUUUAGGGACUGUCAAUGUUACUCUAUUAUAAAACUAGAAUUUGUACUGAGCCUACUGUUACACCCUUCCCUAUACUAUUUACAAUUUUAUAGAAUUUCUAUCUAUACAAUAAUUUUUAUAACUUAUUUCUGAAACUUAGUUAUCUUAUUGUGUCAAGAGAUAAUGACAUAUCUGAUUGUGAGUACUUGCAAGUUCUUAUAAGUAGGUAGGCAAGAACUUCACAAUCUGGUUUAUCAUUGGCAAGAUAAAUGUAGUUACACAGCACUUCUUUAAUUUAUGAAUGACAAAGCAGUCUUCUAUUAUACAGACAAGUGUAGUGUACAUUGAUACAGAAAUGUCUACAAUUUUGCAAAUACAUUUGUAAAAGAAUACGGCUAUAAAUAAAAUAAAUAAUCAUA
Temnothorax curvispinosus is the source of this 1912-nucleotide messenger RNA. It is a transcript of the gene Tgt, whose product is annotated as queuine tRNA-ribosyltransferase catalytic subunit. Gene Ontology annotation, molecular function: tRNA-guanosine(34) queuine transglycosylase activity. Bases 361 to 1545 code for a protein of 394 amino acids. The record is from RefSeq and is a predicted model, not a curated record. Lineage: Eukaryota; Metazoa; Arthropoda; Insecta; Hymenoptera; Formicidae. Gene Ontology annotation, cellular component: cytosol. The transcript has 8 exons.